AUGAACUUCCAAGCCGCACCGAACAGCGGCGGGCAUGGCGACGCCGGAGGUUUGGCGCGUGCUGCCUUCACCCCGACCCCUAUCGUCGACAUUGAGUCCAACGAUGUGACGCGAAGCGAGAUGGUGCAGAUUAUCUUGGCGUGGCUCAUCGAGGAGGGCUUUACGUCCUCCGCGCAGAUCCUGCGGGAGGAGGCGACCUGCCAGUUCCGCGGGGAGCACUACUUGCGCAAGACCUUGCGCGGGCUGAGCCGCGCCAUUGAGGAGAGCAGCUGGGAAAGUGCGCAGAAGAGCCUCAAGAAGCUGCAAACAAAGGCGGUCACAAAGAGUGGCCUGAGACCGGAGGGGUCGUCGCCGGCAGCCUUGCUGGUGCGCUCGCUGCCGUUCCUGCUGGCUCAGCAGCAGUACAUGGAACUAGUAGAGGAGGACAACGAUCAGCGCACCUUCACCUUCUUCAUGCGCAGCAUUAAACCCUUCGAACGCUCCAUCAGCCGCGAGCACUUCCAGAAGCUCACAUACCUGCUGACAUGUAAGACUGUGGCGGAGAGUAGCAACGUGUACCCGGAAUACCGCGGCUGGACUGCCGAGCUAGGACGCGCACAGCUCUUGCAGCACAUCCGCACGCAGGUAGGAAGCGUCGAUUACUCAAACUACUGCCGGCAUGGCAACGUCUGCAUGCCGCCGCCAGUGGAGCUGACGCGACCGCUUCGCACCAUCUUUCAGCAGUCCUUUUCCUACGAGCUCGUGUCCCGCCAACACCCGGACCUUGUGCGGCGCCUUCAGCGCACCACCAUUACUUCCCUUUCUGCCCCACUUGAGGCGCAGCUGCCCGCCACGGAGCCCUUUCUCUCCAUCGACGCCAGCGCCCUUGUGCGGAGCACCUUUUCUGCCCUGGCGCCUGGCGAUGCACGACAGUGUGUGAAGCUGACUGCGUGUCAGCCCUUUCUCAGUCACAGCGCUGUCGUGGCAGCGACGGACACCGGGGCGGUGCUGUGGAUCCCCACUGGACCUCUGAGCGGCAGCGACGUCGCAGCACCCUCGUCGGAGGCCUGCGCGGCGGACAAGGCACAGCUACUGUACCAGCACAAGCAUCCUAUACGCGACUUGAGGCGCAACGGCACAAAGCUGCUGUGCUGGGGCAGCUGUGAGACUCUCGUGCUGAGCGUGCAGUCUCUUCUGGACAGCGGCAGCGUGGCGCAGGCGAUUGACUGCGUCGCUUGUGUCUUGACACACGCCGCUGACGUGUACGCCGGCUGCUUCUUCCCAUGCGGGACCCUCGCCGUGACCGGGCUUUCCGAAGGCACUGUCUGUGUGUGGGACCUAAACACCGGCACAAAGAUGUAUGAGCACCUCUUUAGUAACUACGGCGUCGUCUCCCUUGUCAUGAACCGCACAGGCACCAGCUACUUCGCCGCGUCCAAGGAUGGCACCAUUCGAGUCGUGGACGUGGCCACCGGCGUCCUGACGGCGUCGCUCGUGUCGCCCAUCGCGAUGGAGAUUUGCUCCUUGGCGGUGUCGCCCUCCUCGACCUUCCUCUUGGCAUCCUACCGCGGAGGUCUGAUGCGCAUGUGGGACGUCCUUACGGGUGCGCUGCUGCCGUAUCGCUUCACCGGCACUGAGAACAACACCAAAGCGCGCUCACCCACGUCGUUUGGCCACACCGACGCGGAGCUCUUCAGUGGUGGGGAGGACGGGUGUCUCUACUUUUGGAAUCUUCGCUCUCGCGACUGCGCGACAAAGCCCGUCAUCCCCGCGCGCGCGGCUGAGGCGCCCCGUAGCGGCAACCUCUACCUCUCCCAGGCGAGCAUCAACGGCAAUCUCGUCCACUAUGCUGCGCAGCUGCCGCUGCACCGUUUGCCCAUCACGGACGUCAAGGUGGAGGGAUCCUACGAGGUGAGUUGUGGGGAGGACGGCAUGAUUGUCUUGUGCACCACAUGCGCCAGCGCGCGCGCUUAG
This is a messenger RNA of Leishmania mexicana MHOM/GT/2001/U1103, 1953 nucleotides long. RefSeq lists its product as hypothetical. The record is from RefSeq and is a predicted model, not a curated record. The transcript has a single exon. Gene Ontology annotation, molecular function: protein binding. NCBI's taxonomy places the organism in Eukaryota, Euglenozoa, Kinetoplastea, Trypanosomatida, Trypanosomatidae. Bases 1 to 1953 code for a protein of 650 amino acids.